UAAUAACUCAAGAAAGUCAUAAAGAUUAUGUCCAUAUUACAUAUGGAAUCAUUUUAAUAUUAAGAACCGAAAGCUACCUAAUACUAGUAGUGAUAGCGACUUCCAUAAUCCUAAUGCAUAAUACAAAGCUUAGAUUAAAUUUCCUGUUCAAGAGGGUUAUUAGCAUGGCAUUCUCAUAUCUUUCAUUGCUAGUUCUUUCUGUGUUCUUAGUUUAUCCAUUCUAUGUCUUGGCAACAUCCGCAGACACGAACUUCACGUGUUCUGCCGACUCACCUCGUACGUGUCAAACGUACCUUACAUAUCGUGCCAGGUCACCUUAUAUGGAUCUUGGGAAUAUAUCCGAUCUCUUUGGUGUCAGCCGUUUGAGUAUAGCAGAAGCCAGCAAUCUCACCUCAGAAAAUGAAGAAAUACUUUAUGAUCAGCUUUUGCUGAUACCCAUUACCUGUAGCUGCAAUGGGACCAAAUAUUUCUCUAAUGUCACCUAUGAAAUCAAAAAAGGCGACAGCUUCUAUGUCGUUGCCACUACUGUCUUCCAAAAUUUGACCAAUUUUCAUGACGAUGAAAACUUCAACCCGACUCUAAAAGCAACCAAUUUGACAGUUGGUGAUCAAGCCGUUUUCCCUUUGCUCUGUAAGUGUCCUGCACAGUUACAGAACAGAGAUAAAUACCUUAUUACUUAUGUAUGGCAACCAAAAGAUGAAAUCUUACCUGUGAGCUUUAUGUUUAAUACAAGCUCUUAUGAUGUUGCAAGCGAGAAUAAUUUCCGUAAUUUUACUGCUGCUGUAUCUCUUCCAGUUCUUAUACCCGUCUCUCAAUUACCGUUCUUUCCUCCACCUCAACGCGUCUCUCCAAAAAGUAAAAAGUCAAAAAAGAUUAAUUUGAUAUUGAUCAUUUUAGGAAUUGUUGUAUCUUUCUUUCUUUUCAUUCUAUCGUGGGUUUUAAUUCACAAAUAUCGUUUGCGUAAAACCAAGAGAAUCCUGGCUCGUAAUGAGUCUUCUUUUGAGUUCACUGAUCUUCUGCACAUGAAAAAAGCUUCAAAACAAGAAGUUAUGUUACCUGUGAAAAACAAUCAAGAUAAGUUGCUUCCAGGGGUUUCAGGCUACCUAAGCAAACCAAUCAUGUAUGACAGAAAGGAGAUCAUGGAUGCAACCAUGAACCUCAGUGAAAGGUACCGAAUUGGAGGGUCAGUUUACAAGGCCACAAUCCAUGGUCGGAAUUUGGCAGUGAAGAAACUGAGAGAUGCAACUGAGGAACUAAAGAUUUUGCAGAGAGUAAACCACAUGAAUCUUGUGAAGUUAAUGGGCAUCUCCAAUGAUUUUGACGGGAAUUGUUAUCUGGUUUAUGAGUAUGCAGAAAACGGAUCACUCGAUAAAUGGCUGUUUCCAAGACCUUCUUCUUUGGGCAUUGCUGUUGAUGUUAUUCUCUCUUGGUCUCAAAGAUUGAAUGUAGCAUUAGAUAUCGCUAAUGGACUUCAAUAUAUGCAUGAACACAGUCAACCGAGCAUAGCCCACAGAGACCUCAGAACAAGUAAUAUACUUCUAGAUACCACUUUCAGGGCCAAAAUUGGAAAUUUUUCUGCAGCUAGACCUGCAAUAAGUUCAAUCAUGUUAAAGGUUGAUGUUUUUGCGUUCGGAGUUAUUCUCCUGGAGUUGCUUUCAGGAAAGAAAGCAAUGGAAACGAAAGACGAUGGAGAGAUUUGCAUGUCAUGGAAAGAAAUACGGAAGGUAAUAGAAGUCGAAGAGACGAGAGAAGACAAUUUGAGGUCAUGGAUGGAUCCAAAUCUAGGAAGUUUUUACCCGAUUGCGGGUGCUUUGAACAUGGCGUCAUUAGCUAGAGCUUGCACAUCAGAAAAGUCUGCAGAUAGGCCUGGAAUGACAGAAAUAGUGUUUAAUCUGUCUGUUCUUACUCAAUCGUCGACCGAAAUGUAUGAAACAUCUUGGACCUCUUCAGGUUUGGAGACAGAAGGUCCUCAUAUUAUCAGUCCAGUAGUAGCUCGUUGAAAUGUGCAAAUAUACUCGUAUAUUACCGUGUGAUUACUCAUAUUAAGUUAGCAGAUUGUAAAAAUUUUCUGUUAUAAUGUGUGUUGAAUAUACUUGGUUUAUUUGCAUA
This is a messenger RNA of Erigeron canadensis, 2109 nucleotides long. RefSeq names its product serine/threonine receptor-like kinase NFP. The coding region runs from base 114 to 2000 and encodes 628 amino acids. Gene Ontology annotation, biological process: protein phosphorylation. Lineage: Eukaryota; Viridiplantae; Streptophyta; Magnoliopsida; Asterales; Asteraceae. The record is from RefSeq and is a predicted model, not a curated record. Gene Ontology annotation, molecular function: protein tyrosine kinase activity; ATP binding. The transcript has a single exon.